Messenger RNA from Dendrobium catenatum, 529 nucleotides. Its product is annotated as leucine-rich repeat extensin-like protein 6. The record is from RefSeq and is a predicted model, not a curated record. The transcript has a single exon. The coding region runs from base 1 to 453 and encodes 150 amino acids. NCBI's taxonomy places the organism in Eukaryota, Viridiplantae, Streptophyta, Magnoliopsida, Asparagales, Orchidaceae.
AUGGAGAUGAUCCGCGUCAUCUACCUAGCGCUUCUCAUCCUCUUAAUUCUCUCUCUAAACACCAUCUCGCCGGCCCAAGCGAUUUCCUGCACAAUGUGCGAUUCCUGCGAUAACCCCUGUCUGCCGCCUGUUUCCCCUCCUCCUCCUCCUCCGCCGCCGCCGCCUCCUGGCGGCUGCCCUCCUCCUCCCAGCUCUAGUACAUUCUACACUCCUCCACUACUUGCCUCUGGCGGAAGCAGCGGCGGGAACUCAUACUUCUACACGCCACCAGCGUCUGGUGGUGGCUCCGGAAAUUCGUAUACAACGCCUCCACCGCCUAAUCCUAUUUUGCCAUACUUUCCGUUUUACUUCAACGGCCCGCCACCGCCAACAAACUCCCAGAUCUCCUGCAGCUGCUGGACCAAGCCUCUACCCUCUGUUUGCCUUUUAUUCGUGCUAUGGAUUGUCUUGUGAGGGAAACAAAUGCUCAGAAUUUGCCGAAUUUUUUCUUUCCGUUCCCAAAGUAACUCUCGAAUUCGGUUCAGUGUAA